Closterium sp. Naga37s-1 is the source of this 3954-nucleotide messenger RNA. The record is from the annotation of a GenBank genome assembly. NCBI's taxonomy places the organism in Eukaryota, Viridiplantae, Streptophyta, Zygnematophyceae, Desmidiales, Closteriaceae.
AUGGAGCGCCCUGGCUAUGUUAUCGCACUCCUCCCCACUUCCUCCUCCUCCCCUUCCCAAUCCCAAACCCCCCACCUCCUCCUCUCCCCCAAUUCUCUCCCUUCCCUCCGCCCUCCACGUGCUCGACUCCCAUUGGCGUCCCGUGCCGGACUCACAGGGCUGCAGCGGUGUGGGCUGCAGCGGUGUGGCAAGAGCUGUCGGCUGCGGUGGGCCAACUACCUGCGGCCGGACCUGAAGCGAGGCACGUUCACGUGCGAGGAGGAGGACCUUAUUGUGGCGCUGCACAAGAGCAUGGGCAACAGGUGGGCGAAGAUAGCGCUGGAGCUGCCAGGGAGGACGGACAACGACAUAAAGAACCACUGGAACACGCGCAUCAAGAAGAAGCUCCGAGAGGAAGGGCUCGACCCCGACACGCACCUCCCCCUCUCCUCCCUCCCACCAGGUUCUUCUCCCCCCCUCCCCCAACCCCAGGCCCCUAGCACCACCCUCCCCACCCUUGCUUCUCUCCUCGAACCCCCACCCCCCCUACCAUUGCAUUCAAACUCGCACCCUCUCAUUCGCAUCCCCUGCUCUUUCAUUUCUGUUUCUCCCGUUCCUCUCGCCGUGGAGCCUCUCCCAUCCACUCCCCCCCCUCUCCCCUUCUCCCGUACUACCACUCGUCUUGUAGCCCUUCUUCCAUUCGCACGCCUCUCCAUCCGUUCUCUUCUCUGCCUAUUAUCCCCUCACCCCCCUUCGCUGCCCUCCUCUCCUUCCCUCCCCUCCUCCUUCCUCCCCCUCUUCCUCCCCCUCCCCAGAUCACGUCCAUCUACCUCUGCUUCCGCCUCUAUCUCUACCACCUCUGCCUCCUCCUCCCUCACUCUCCCCUCCUCUCUCCCACUCUCUCUCCCCACACACGCGCCCAGCCACCCUGCGGCCCUCCAUCUUCCAGCCUUUGCUGCCGCGUCUGCUGGUGGGAAUGUUUCAGGAGGCCAGUAUAGGUCGGAAGUGGAGCGGAUGGGUGUGGAGGAAGGGAGGGGAGGAGGAGGGGAGCAGUGUUUUCCCCAGAGGCAAAUGGUCAAGUGCGAAGGGUUGGGAGGGGAGGGGGCGGGAAGGGAGGGGGGGGGUGUGAUGGGAAAACGGGGGAGGGGAAUAAUGGGUGGAGAAGGAGAGAGUGGGGAGGGUGAAAUGGGGGAGGGGGGUGUGGGGGGGUGGGGAGAAGGAAGAGAUGAGGGAGGAGGAGGAGGAAGAGGAGAAGGGGGAGGAGGAGGAGGAAGAAGAGGGAGUGAGAAGGGGAAAGGAUCCGCCUCAAUGGAGAGCUUGGAGCAAGCAGCUAAGGGGCUUGAGAGCCUUCUGAGUGGCAAGACAGAGGGGGACCUGCAGGAGCUGCUGCAGCAGCUGCAACAGCUUCAGCAGCAACAGGAGGAGGAGCAGUCACACAAGGGAACACAGCAGCAGCAGCAGCAGCAGCAGCAGCAGCAGCAGCAGCAGCAGCAGCAGCAGCAGCAGCAGCAGCAGCAGCAGCAGCAGCAGCAGCAGCAGCAGCAGCAGCAGCAGCAGCAGCAGCAGCAGCAGCAGCAGCAGCAGCAGCAGCAGCAGCAGCAGCAGCAGCAGCAGCAGCAGCAGCAGCAGCAGCAGCAGCAGCAGCAGCAGCAACAGCAGCAGCAGCAACAGCAGCAACAGCAGCAACAGCAGCAACAGCAGCAGCAGCAACAGCAGCAACAGCAGCAGCAGCAGCAACAGCAGCAGCAGCAACAGCAGCAGCAGCAGCAGCAGCAGCAGCAGCAGCAGCAGCAGCAGCAGCAGCAGCAGCAGCAGCAGCAGCAGCAGCAGCAGCAACAGCAGCAACAGCAGCAGCAGCAACAGCAGCAACAGCAGCAGCAGCAGCAACAGCAGCAGCAGCAGCAGCAGCAGCAGCAGCAGCAGCAGCAGCAGCAGCAGCAGCAGCAGCAGCAGCAGCAGCAGCAGCAGCAGCAACAGCAGCAACAGCAGCAGCAGCAACAGCAGCAACAGCAGCAGCAGCAGCAACAGCAGCAGCAGCAACAGCAGCAACAGCAGCAGCAUCAACAGCAUCAGCAGCAAAAGCAGCACCUACAGUCGGACGCAUGUGCUGGGUCCCCCAGCAGUUCUGUGAAAAGGAAACCUCCGGGAAAUGACGUGGGCAGCACGAGCACUCACGGGCAGCAGUUGCAACGGCUCAAGUCCUCGUAUGGUGCCGUGGGUGAUGGUGGUGGUAACAGGGGCGCAUGGGCCAAGGUUGAGGAGCAGGGGGCGGCGGAGGGGCAGGGGGCAGUGACAAACGCUGCACUGGCACUACUGGGUGGGAAUGGCGUGUGGAGGAGUGAGAAGAGGGGUGGACAACGAGGCAGAGGGGGGGUGCAGGGGGUGAAGGGCGAGGAGGGGUUUCCAAGCGGGGGAAGGGCUGCAGGGGGUAACUCUAGAGCGAUACAGCUAGCAGCAGCAGCCAACGCAACAGCUGACGCAGCAGCAGGAGGAGAAGCAGAAGCAGGAGGGGCAGCAGCAGAGAGUGGUGGGGGGACAGCAGAGGUGUCUCCUACAAGUGUGAUCAGGCAGCUACUGCGCGCUGCUAGACAGUCCGGCCGUGCCGCCGCUGCCCCCACCGCCCCUCCCCUCGACCCCUCUGCUGCUCUCGCUGCCUCCCUCGCCAACCACCACCAAGCCACAGCCCCCGCUCUACCUCACCACUCGCACCACCCCCACCACCCGCACCACCCACACCACCCGCACCACCAGCACCAUCACCACCACCAGCAUCACCAGCACCUUCCCCACGCCUCCCCUUCCCCUCCUCAAGCAGCAGCAGCUGAGGCGGCGGCGGCGGCGGCAGCAGCGGUGGCAGCGUCGGCAGGGUGCUCUGGGGGAUCCCCAGCGCCCGGGUUGAUCUCCGGGUUGUCUCUGGAGCAUCUGCAGCGCGUGGCAUCGCUGCUUGCUGCCUCCAACCACCUUCCUCGAGCUCUGGGUGCAUGGGGCGUCGGGGCGUGGAGAAGCUCACCUCCCGUUUCUCCCAACACUCUUCCCUCUCCCAUCCCCACCACACGCUCCCAUUCCCCCUCUCACCCCACCAGUCCAUGGGGCAGCGAUGGCCAUCCAUGGGGCAGCGAUGGCCAGUUCUGGGACAUGGCUUCAGAAACUACGGAGAUGGAGGGGGUGGUGCUGCCAAGCCCGCACAUCAUCCCGCCCACGCCCUUCAGUGCCGCCUUCCCCAAGCCGCACAGCGCGGGCGCAGCCGUGCGGGAGCUCACGGCGUUUGACAAGCCCUUGGUGUCGCCUGCUGUGCCCUUCUUUCCGCGCACGCGCUCGUUUAUGAAGAUGGUGCGGAGUAUUGCGGAGGAGGAGGGGGCGGAAGGGCAGGAGGGGGUAGAGGGGACAGAGGGGCAAGGAGGGCAAGAGGGACAGGAGGGGCGUGAGCGGCAGGAGGGGCAGGAGGAGGAUGUGGAAGGGCGUGGUAGGAACAGUGGUGGUGUUGGCGAGGGUGCUGGUGUUGAUGGUGGCAGUGGAAGAGACGCUUCUGGUGGUGGUGCUGCUGCUGGUGAUGGUGGUGGUGGUGAUGGUGGUGGUGGUGGUGUUGGUGGUGGUGGUGUUGGUGGUGGUGGUGUUGGUGGUGGUGGUGGUGGUGGUGGUGGUGGUGAUGGUGGUGGUGGUGUUGGUGGUGGUGGUGUUGGUGGUGGUGGUGGUGGUGGUGGUGGUGAUGGUGGUGGUGGUGUUGGUGGUGGUGGUGUUGGUGGUGUUGGUGGUGGUGGUGUUGAUGGUGGUGUAGUGGCAGCCGCAGCAGCGGCAGCAGCAGCAGCAGCAGCAGCAAUGACUGGACCCGUGGAGCUUCUGCCAGCGGACCCGUCAACGAGUCUGGUGUCCCCGUUGCCGCUGAGCUACUCACGCUCCAAUGCCACGCCACGCACCAUCCCGCCACGCCCAUGGCUCUCCCUCGACAUCCAAGACACCGCUGAUGACGCUCGCUGA